Lucilia cuprina (Australian sheep blowfly) is the source of this 1055-nucleotide messenger RNA. Its product is annotated as thioredoxin-2. The record is from RefSeq and is a predicted model, not a curated record. NCBI's taxonomy places the organism in Eukaryota, Metazoa, Arthropoda, Insecta, Diptera, Calliphoridae. The transcript has a single exon. Gene Ontology annotation, molecular function: protein-disulfide reductase activity. The coding region runs from base 549 to 1028 and encodes 159 amino acids.
ACGAUGAAAAAUAGCGGUAAACUGUUGAAAACAGAGUUGCAAUAAACUAAAACAGGGAUACUUUUGGUUUUGUUUACAUUUGUCAGAUGGAGCAGCGACGUCUACUGUUAACAGUACUGUUGACAAAAAAAAACUACAUGUUCAGAAAAUCGUUAAUUUCUGACUUCAUAAUAACAAAAGUGUUGUGUAUAUUAAAUUUAUUUUAAAAAUUUAAUGAUUAUGGUUAUUAAGAAAAUAAACAGUAAUAUAUGAGGAUUCUUCCUAAGUUAGAUUCAUGUCGACAAGGUCUAAUUUAUUAAUAGAUAUAUUAAUAAAUCAGCACCAAAUAUUAUAUAUUUGGUGCUGAUUACCAAAAGAUUCUGAUUCCAAAUUACGACCCAAAUAGUUGAAAUUUUAUUGGGUAUAGAACUACAGGAAUAAAUUGUAAAAUAUAAUUUUUGUAAAUUUGAAAACUCUGGCUAUCUGUCAAUUAUAAAAUAAUAUAAAAAAUUUAAAAAAUCCCGUAAAUUGAUUUCAAAUAUCAAAGAAAAUCCGAAUAUUUUAUCAACAUGACCUAUAAUGUACUCAAUAAAAACGACUUUGAGCUAGAGCUCGAAGAUGCCGAUAAUAAACUGGUUGUGAUCGAUUUCUACGCCAAUUGGUGUGCACCUUGUAAACUUAUAAAUCCUCAACUGGAAGAGUUAUCGGUGCAAUAUGCGGAUAAAGUCAAAUUUCUUAAAGUUAAUGUAGAUGAAUGUGAAGAUAUAGCCAUGGCUUAUAAUGUCACCAGUAUGCCUACAUUUGUUUUUGUAAGGGAUCAGCAAAUAAUUGAUGUUUUGGUAGGUGGCAAUUUGGAGAAAUUGAUUAAAAAUAUGGAGAAAUUUAUGAAAGAAGGUGGAGAUACUAUAAAGAAGUUUGCGGGUGAUGUAGGGGAAGUGGAGGAGGACUUAGAGGUCGAUGAUUUUGAGUUGGAAAAUGAUUUAGAUGUGGAGAGCUUGUCGGAUGAUCCUACAGCAGUUUUGGAAGUUAUUGUUGAUGAAUCAAUGUAGAUUAUAAUUUUAAAUAAAUUGUUUUUA